GAUGUUUUGAUCGAUGAAAUGACGCAUCCGUCAGUGGAAAGGAGCAAGUAGAAGCAAGUUUUUCCUUUGCUUUGCAAAAAAGUAAAAUUUAGAAAAUCUUGUAGCGGAAAUAUUAUUAAUUAGGUCCCUUUAAAACAGUAGACGUCGCAAAAUCUGAAGUUUGAAUUAUAUCCUAAAAUCCGAUCAGGAUGAGCUUCUUCGGUAAACUAUUUUCUGGGAAGAAGGGCGAACCUGCUCCGACACCAAGCGAGGCCGUUCAAAAGCUGCGGGAUAUAGAAAACAUGCUUACCAAAAAGCAGGAGUUUUUGGAGAAAAAAAUCGAGGUCGAGUUAGAUACCGCACGAAAGAAUGGAACCAAAAACAGACGAGCUGCAAUUCAAGCCCUGAAGAGAAAGAAGCGAUACGAGAAACAAUUGACUCAGAUUGAUGGCACACUGUCCACGAUUGAAAUGCAGCGGGAGGCGCUGGAGAAUGCCAACACAAACACGGCAGUCUUGACCACAAUGAAGAAGGCUUCCGAUGCACUGAAAGCUGCCCAUAAGGAUAUGAACAUCGAUGAUGUCCAAGAAAUGAUGGACGAUAUCGCCGAACAGAACGAUAUUGCAAACGAAAUCUCUAAUGCCGUUUCGACGGCCGUUGGUUUUGGCCAAGACAUCGACGAUGACGAACUGGAAAAGGAGCUGGAAGAACUGGAACAAGAGGAGCUCGACAAAGAAUUACUCGGAGUACAGCCAGAAAGCGACCAGCUACCGGAUGUGCCAGCCACAGACUUACCAAGCAAGGCCAAAGAGAAGAAAAAAGCUGUCGCAGCAGAAGACGACGAUGAUCCAGACAUGAAAGAACUCAUGUCGUGGGCAAAAUAAGAUGCAAAGCGUUCCAACAGCGUAGAACGAAGAGCUGCGCUGGCUUGCACACAGGCUUCAGUCUACGCAAUUUCCAACAACGCGCGCACGACUCUGUUGAUAGGAGGGUCAUGCUAGUUUUUUGCAAUUGCACUUAAUAGAACCUCAUAUGAAAAAGGCUACCAUCAGCUCUACUCCCGCAAUCAUAAAAAAUAAAUUUAUACUGUCUGAUGCGACACUCGGUAGUGAAGCUAUUUGGCGUUUCGAUUGAAUGCUUCUGUUGUAAUUAUUAUUAUUAUUAUUUGCUGCAGGAAAUAAAAAUCCUAUCAGUGCAGGUUUUAACCUACAGUCUAGGGCUUUUCUGUUGUAAUAUAUCCUAAAAUAUUAACACUAUUUUGAGUAAAAAAUACUUUCUGCUUGUGAAUCGAAACAAUAUCAGUGAACGUAAAUAAAUUAUCAUUUGAUAGAGUGUGACAACCACUUAUUUACCCAGUCGAACGGCAAUGAGUUGGCUGAAUAAGUCGAAUUUUGGCAGAAGUUCAUCAGUUUUGUAUUGAUGUUUGAUGAAGAUAAAAGAAAAUAGAAUUUUGAUUAUUUACUGCUAUUGUACAUCAACGAGUUGCACUUUAAAAUAAAGCAUAGUAGCUUUCUGAA
This is a messenger RNA of Wyeomyia smithii (pitcher-plant mosquito), 1496 nucleotides long. It is a transcript of the gene shrb, whose product is annotated as charged multivesicular body protein 4b. Gene Ontology annotation, cellular component: cytoplasmic side of plasma membrane; multivesicular body; ESCRT III complex. Gene Ontology annotation, biological process: late endosome to vacuole transport via multivesicular body sorting pathway; vesicle budding from membrane. The record is from RefSeq and is a predicted model, not a curated record. The transcript is spliced from 5 exons. Lineage: Eukaryota; Metazoa; Arthropoda; Insecta; Diptera; Culicidae. The coding region runs from base 189 to 863 and encodes 224 amino acids.